CCAGCACUGCAGGUGGCGCGAAUGAGCUCAGUUCAAUGCCAUUUAAUCAAUACAAGAAAAAGAGCAAACGACGCUUUUUUUUAGGACGCAGAUGUGUGCAUGACAUUGGUGUGGUUUGAAUGAUCUGAGCAGGUCAGGAUGGCUCUGUCGUUGUCCAGAGUGAUUUUGCCCAAAUUGAUAGAGCAAAGGGCUUUCAGUGUGUCAUCAGCUGUGGCAGCUAUUCAGAAGUUAACACGUGUGAGGGUGGUCGACAACAGUGCUCUUGGAAAUGCCCAUCACCACCGUCCACCAAAAGUCAUUCACGUAUACACCAAGAAUGGAAUCGGUAAAGUGGGAGACAGAGUCUUACUGGCCAUUAAAGGACAGAAGAAAAAAGCUCUCAUAGUGGGUCACAAGAUGCCUGGAGCUCGAAUGACCCCACGCUUCGACUCAAAUAACGUGGUUUUGAUUGAAGAGAACGGAAACCCCACAGGAACAAGAAUAAAAGCUCCUAUACCAACACAUCUGCGCAAAAUGGAAGGGGAAUAUUCCAAACUGUUAGCCAUCGCUCAGCGAUUUGUUUAAAACAGUGAUUUUGUAUUCUGGGAGGACAAAUCCUAAAAUAUGUCUCCUGUAUUUAACUAUCAUUGUAAAUAUAAAUAAAAAAAUGUGUUUAUGCCAUUCAGGAAAUUACCUUUCAUGGCUACUUGUGGAAUAAUUUGUAAUAAAAUAUAUGGAUGAAACUGUGUAAUAA
Messenger RNA from Carassius carassius (crucian carp), 733 nucleotides. RefSeq names its product large ribosomal subunit protein uL14m-like. The transcript is spliced from 3 exons. Bases 139 to 564 code for a protein of 141 amino acids. The record is from RefSeq and is a predicted model, not a curated record. NCBI's taxonomy places the organism in Eukaryota, Metazoa, Chordata, Actinopteri, Cypriniformes, Cyprinidae. Gene Ontology annotation, cellular component: ribosome; mitochondrion. Gene Ontology annotation, molecular function: structural constituent of ribosome. Gene Ontology annotation, biological process: translation.